Molecule: messenger RNA, 2342 nt
Organism: Hypanus sabinus (Atlantic stingray)
Lineage: Eukaryota; Metazoa; Chordata; Chondrichthyes; Myliobatiformes; Dasyatidae
Gene: slc5a10
Product: solute carrier family 5 member 10
Exons: 15
Coding region: 44-1969 (641 amino acids)
Biological process (GO): transmembrane transport
Cellular component (GO): plasma membrane
Molecular function (GO): D-glucose:sodium symporter activity
Source: RefSeq, a predicted model, not a curated record
AGAGAAUUGAUUUGGUUCAUCCCUCUCAGACUCAAGAGAAACAAUGGAAAUGAACGAGACCAGCAGCUACUACCUUGCUGCCCAGACCUUCAGCAUCUCAGAUGUUAUAGUAAUCGUGGCUUAUUUUAUCCUUAAUGUCUUUGUUGGCAUGUGGUCCUCUUGCAAAGUGAGCAGGAACACUCUCAGUGGAUAUUUCCUGGCUGGCAGAGACAUGUCCUGGUGGCCGAUUGGGGCAUCGCUAUUCGCCAGCAGUGAAGGUUCUGGGCUGUAUAUUGGACUGGCGGGCACUGGGGCAGCUGGAGGGAUCGCGGUUGCCGGAUUUGAAUGGAAUGCUACCUAUGUGCUGCUGCUGCUGGCUUGGGUAUUUGUACCAGUCUACAUAUCCUCAGGGAUCGUCACCAUGCCUGAAUACCUGCAGAAAAGAUUUGGAGGAGAAAGAAUUCGGAUGUAUCUCUCUGCCCUGUCACUGCUGUUGUCCGUAUUUACAAAGAUAUCUACAGACCUGUAUUCCGGCGCUCUCUUUGUUCAAGUGUGCCUUGGAUGGAACCUGUACCUGUCCACCGUCCUGAUGCUUGUAGUCACGGCUCUCUACACCAUAGCAGGUGGCCUGGCUGCUGUUAUUUACACUGAUACUCUUCAGGCACUCGUCAUGAUUAUCGGAACGGUGAUACUGACCAUUACAGCUUUUAACAAGAUCGGAGGGUACCACAACCUGGAAAGUGUAUACCUAAAGGCAGUUCCAAGAAAGAUUAUCGCUAAUACGACAUGCCACCUCCCCAGGGCUGAUGCCAUGCACCUCUUCAGGGAUCCCAUCUCAGGGGACCUUCCAUGGACCGGCAUGACCUUUGGUCUGACCAUCCUAGCAACAUGGUACUGGUGCACAGAUCAGGUGAUUGUUCAACGGUCACUAUCGGCAAAGAACCUGAGCCAUGCAAAGGGCGGCUCCAUCCUGGCAAGUUAUCUCAAGAUGCUGCCGAUGAUAUUCAUAGUCAUGCCCGGGAUGAUCAGCCGUGCCCUAUUCCCAGAUUCAGUCGCGUGCGUUGACCCAGAAGAAUGUUUAAAAGUGUGUGGGACGGAAGUGGGCUGCUCUAACAUUGCUUUCCCGAAGCUCGUGAUUGAACUGAUGCCCGAUGGCUUACGAGGACUGAUGAUUGCAGUUGUAAUGGCCGCUCUCAUGUCAUCCUUGACGUCAAUAUUCAACAGCAGCAGCACACUGUUCACCAUGGACAUCUGGAGAAAGAUCCGGAAGGAUGCCAAUGAACGGGAAUUACUCCUGGUUGGAAGGAUUGUGACUGUGAUAUUGAUUGUGAUCAGCCUGGUCUGGAUCCCCAUACUACAGAGUGCCAAUAGUGGCCAGCUCUUUGUUUACAUUCAAUCAGUCACCAGCUACUUGGCUCCUCCAGUCACUGCUGUCUUUCUGCUUGCCGUAUUUUGGAAAAGAACAAACGAGCCCGGUGCGUUCUGGGGACUGAUGAUUGGAUUGGCAGUCGGACUGGUGAGGAUGAUAAUGGAAUUUGCGUACCCUCCGCCGCGGUGUGGGGUGUACGAUCCAAGACCUUCCAUCCUAAAGAGGGUUCAUUACCUCCACUUUGCCAUCAUACUGUGUGUCCUGACCACUCUCAUUGUCAUGGCCACCAGCCUGCUGACAGAGCCUCCCAACGAAGCCCAGAAGACAAGCAUUACUUGGUGGGCAAUUUCACGAGAGAGAAGGCAGCACGACAUCUCCCUGGCAAAGACAUCUCCUGAGAGACGGGCAUGGGAAAGCAGAACAGAGGGUACAGAAGAGACAAUAGCGCAGACAUGGUCAUGGACUAAGCUCUUCUGCAAUACUAAGGCAAGCAGAGAUGGUGCGCCCAUAGAGUACAACCUCACGGAUACCCAUGAGAACCCAUUUUGGUCAAGAGUCUGUUGUGUAAAUGCAGUCAUUCUGGUUUCUGUGAACAUUUUUUUGUAUGCAUACUUCGCUUGAGCAAGCAAUGUCACAUCUAAAAGAAGUCUGAAUGUGUUUCCUACAUAGUCAGUGAAAACUGUAGAUCAAAUUGGUUUCUACAGGGUUCUCCAUUCUGAGAUAGUUGUGUGAGAAAUGUAUUAGUUUCGGUUAGGCUCUGAUUGCUGUCAUUUUCUCCAGCCCUACAAUAUCCCCAAAAUCUGUGUCCUCCUCUAAUUCCAUCUUCUCCCACUCCUCUGCUCGAUGGGGAGAGAGGAACUUGAUCGGGUUGUGGGAGGAAGAGAAACGAAACAUGGUCCCAGAGAGCUGACAGGACAUCAGACUCCUUCCUAAACUUCUCUAUCUUUACCCCUGGUGUAACAUGGUCCAUUAAACCUGUCUCUUUAAUCUGUUA